CUGUCACGUGAAUCGUCUUGUGACAACAGGAAGGAGGAAUGAUAACAGUGAGAAUGCUGUUGCUACUGCUGCUUUGACACUUUUCAAGUCUUCAUUUCUAAUUUGCAGAAAGCAACACACAACAAUGACUUCUAUUAUUAAAGAAACACAAAGCAUAAAAGAAGCAGUGACUUUCAUCAAUGCGAUUGAUGUGAACAAGUUCUCCAGGCUGAUCUCUCGCAUCAUACAAAAGCUUCAUCUGAAGGAAGAGCGGACGUUCAGUGAAGAAGAGGAGCAAAAACUUGAGGCUGCUCUCUCAUUGGAUAAACAGGCUCUUAAUCUAGUCCUGGAAACUGCUGCCUUCAUACUAGAGCAGGCAGUGUAUCAUAAUGUAAAGCCAGCAUCUCUGCAGCAGCAGCUGGAGGCAGUUCAUCUAAACCCAGACAAGGCUGAGGUUUUCUCUCAAACCUGGGCCACAGCUGGACCUGAGCUGGUGGAGAAGCUAAAGCACAAUAUCUUUGCCCCAAAGAAGCUGGAGUAUGUUGGUUGGCAGUUGAACCUGCAGAUGGCCCAGUCCAGCCAAGCCAGACUGAAAUCUCCCAGUGCUGUCCUCCAACUGGGGCUCCGCAAUGAAGACUCUGAGGUUCAGGAAAAUGUCUUUGUUGAGUUCAGCCACCAGGAGCUGCUUGAGUUCUACAACAAGCUUGAAAUCGUACAAGGCCAGUUGGAUUCCUUGACUUGAUGCCUGGUGCUCUUUGUACAACCAUACACACAUUCAUACAAACAGACACACACACACUCACACAUUGUUAGUGUUUUUGCUGACAGAUAUGCCAGCUGUUAGAAGCCUAGCAAUUCCAUUCUUCCUCUGAUUUAUUAGAGAAAAAUGUCAAAAAUUUGUAGACAGGAGUUUCUCUCUCUUUUUGAGCCCCAUUUAAUCGAGGUUUGUGCUCAGAACUGAGGGAGGUCCGUGUGAUAAAUCUCAUUGUGCUUUCAAUUUUUAUGUCUUCAUCAAGGAGAUGGUGGAAAAAUUACCUUUUUCAGUAUAAAUAAGUUUCAUAGUAACAUUUUUCUAUAACCUGCAGUGAGUAAGUACUGUUUGAUUGCAGGGAUAUAAAAAAGUUAUAAAAAAGUGUUUAAAUGUGCCAAUAGUCAGUGAUCUUCAAAACAGAUGCAUACCGAGAGAAAAAGGAAGUAAAAAGUCAGAAUUUAAUUUUGACUUGAAAGCGAUGAAUUUUGUAACUUGGAGAAUGAAUGCCAUUCUAAUAAAAUCUGAAUUGGAGGUGAAAUCCA
Messenger RNA from Lates calcarifer (barramundi perch), 1272 nucleotides. RefSeq names its product COMM domain containing 10 (gene commd10). The coding region runs from base 125 to 721 and encodes 198 amino acids. The transcript is spliced from 7 exons. NCBI's taxonomy places the organism in Eukaryota, Metazoa, Chordata, Actinopteri, Centropomidae. The record is from RefSeq and is a predicted model, not a curated record.